Octopus sinensis (East Asian common octopus) is the source of this 903-nucleotide messenger RNA. RefSeq names its product B9 domain-containing protein 1. Gene Ontology annotation, biological process: cilium assembly. Bases 97 to 705 code for a protein of 202 amino acids. The record is from RefSeq and is a predicted model, not a curated record. The transcript has 6 exons. Lineage: Eukaryota; Metazoa; Mollusca; Cephalopoda; Octopoda; Octopodidae. Gene Ontology annotation, cellular component: MKS complex.
UUCACACUGAUACAGUAUGUGAAAUAACUUCAUACGAAACUACUGCUGUUUGAUGGAUGUUAAAAGAAACUUAAUGCGCUUGCCUAACAACACAACAUGGCGUCUAGUAGCGUGUUUUUAUUGAACAUCAAUGGACAAAUUGAAAGCGGCGAAUUCCCUGAAUUUGAUGACAUCUAUUGCCGUCAUUGUUUUGUCUAUGGAGAUGACUGGAUUAUUACUGCGGGUUUGGAGGAGGGCAUUACCCAAGUGACAAAGAAAAGUCCAGACAGACGUCAAGUACAUGUCUGGAACUUUCCAUUGAAUAUCACAUUUAAAAGUACCAACCCAUUUGGCUGGCCUCGUAUUGUUGUUCAUGCCUAUGGAUUAGACACUUUUGGCAAUGAUGUGGUCCGUGGUUAUGGAAUGUGCCAUGUUCCUAUAAUUCCUGGCAGACACACGUGUUGUCUGCCAAUGUUUGUUCCUGAAUCUACCUCCCUGCUGCAGAAAUUCACAAGCUGGCUGCUUGGCAGACGUCCUGAAUUUGUUGAUGCAAGGAUUGUUGCUCUUGGAGAAGGCAGAGAAGUUUGUAGAGUGAGAACUCAAGGAUUUGUGAAUGUAACUUUCAACGUUGUCAGCAAAGAUAUCAAAAAACUUGGUUACAUCAAUCAAGUCAGCCAACCCCAAGGGACAGCAGCAACAGAAACCAUUGCAGCAGUGAAAUCCUGAGCCUUCUUCUGAGAUUCUGUCAAAACAUCUUCAAUUGUCAUUUUAUAUUCUUAAAUAUUUAUUCCAUCGACUGUCCAAAGAAAUUUAUUCCAUCAUUUCUAUGAUGUAACACUUACCAUCUAUAGUAUACAGACUAUUUUUUUUAUGUUUAUACAUUAUGUACCAUAAUAUAUUGUAUGCAGAUGUUAGUUUUUAAUC